AUGGAUCAAGGAAUCAUAAAAGCCUUCAAGUGGAAAAUCUACCGCUAUGCCUGCAACUACUUGGAAGUGAACCUGGAAACCACCAUGAUGGAUUUCUGGAAAUCUGUCACUGAAGCAGACACCCCAAGGGAUGUCGAGCUGGUGGGGCCCUCACGAUCUCCAACGCCAUCCACCAGUCACGAAGGACAGGAUGUCAGAAGCAUCCACUUCUUCCAACAGCAGCAACUAAAAUGUCAUCAAUCUUUCCCUCGGUUUUCAGAGGGCAGCCAAGGUGUAGGUUUACGGCAGUAUACUAUACAGUACAAUGCCCCCCCAUCCACACUGGCAUCUGACACACGGAAGGACAAAGCUGGUGGGAACAAGACCCAGUCCCUGCCUCCCUUGCCACCCCCCAGAUCACUGGGUAAGCACCAGAGGGGAGAGACACAUCCAGGUUCCCCAUCUUGGAGAGAAGAAGCACUGAUCCUGCCUUCCUCAGGUUCUCCUGGGCAUUUGAGCCAAUGGGAUGCUGAGGAGGAAGAUGAUGGAGAAGCCCAAUAUGAACUUCCUCCUUGUGAGUCCCUGCCCCUAAAGAUGGCCCCUGCCUGUCCUCUCCCCCUGGAGAAGAAGGAGUUAUAUCUGGAUCGAUCCAUCAACCCCGGACCUCCCAAGCCAGUGCCCCAGCCCGCCAUGCUGCUGGCGGCCCUGAGCCUACAGGAGGCUAUGGGUGGAGGAGACCGCUUUGGGAGAAAAGAUCUGACUGCGUCUGGAAGCACAGAUCUAGCUAGACAAGAUGACUCUGAGGAAGCCAUGUACCUGGAACUCAGCGUAGCUUCACCUUUAAACCAGGCCUCGGGUUCUCAGGCUCCAACCAUGAUCCCAAGACCAACAAUGGCCCCCAGGUCUGCCUACAAGCCUAUCCCUGUCUCCCAGGAAGCUCGGAGUGGGCCAGCAGACAUGGCUUACAAUGCCCGGCCAUGUAAUCCCCUUCUUCCAACUGGGGGGAUGCCACUCACCGGGAAGACCCCUGCCGAUGAGGAGGCCAGCAUGCUGAGUCAGCCCUGGUAUUCAGCACACUGUGACCGCCAGACUGUUGAGAAUGCCCUUCUCCACCUCCAAAAGGAUGGCACCUACACCGUGAGGCCCAGCUCUGACCCCCAAGGACCGAAGCCCUUCACUCUGGCUGUACUCUUCCACAACCGUGUCUACAAUAUCCCCAUCCGGUGGCUAGAAACCAGGCGACAAUAUGUUCUAGGUCGGGAGGGCAAGAGCUAUGAAAAGCUCUUCCCCACUGUGGCCACCAUGAUUCAACAUUUCUCCCAGCACCCACUCCUCCUUGUGAACGGACACACCGGCACUCGCCACCACACCUGUCUCCUCUUCCCCACCAAGUCUAGACGGCCCCAGUAG
Trichosurus vulpecula (common brushtail) is the source of this 1389-nucleotide messenger RNA. RefSeq names its product SH2 domain containing 6 (gene SH2D6). NCBI's taxonomy places the organism in Eukaryota, Metazoa, Chordata, Mammalia, Diprotodontia, Phalangeridae. The transcript has 17 exons. Gene Ontology annotation, biological process: intracellular signal transduction; cell surface receptor protein tyrosine kinase signaling pathway. Gene Ontology annotation, cellular component: cytoplasm. The record is from RefSeq and is a predicted model, not a curated record. The coding region runs from base 1 to 1389 and encodes 462 amino acids.